Molecule: messenger RNA, 519 nt
Organism: Dictyostelium discoideum AX4
Lineage: Eukaryota; Evosea; Eumycetozoa; Dictyosteliales; Dictyosteliaceae
Gene: rpb7
Product: DNA-directed RNA polymerase II subunit 7
Exons: 4
Coding region: 1-519 (172 amino acids)
Source: RefSeq, a predicted model, not a curated record
AUGUUUUUUCAUUUAACAUUAGAAAAAGAUUUACAUAUGCAUCCAAAACAUUGUGGACCAAAUUUAUUUACAAUUGCAACACAACAACUUUAUAGUGAAGUAGAAGGUACAUGUACAGGUAGAUAUGGUUUUAUCAUUACAAUUACAUCGGUUGAUUUCUUAUCUAAAGGAAAGGUAUUAGAAUCAUCAGGUUAUGUAGUUUUCAAUGUUAAAUAUAAAGCAAUCAUUUUCAAACCGUUUAAAGGUGAGGUUUUAGAUGCAAUCGUUACAAAAGUAACAAAUCUUGGAUUUUUUGCAGAAGCAGGUCCACUUUCAAUUUUUGUAUCAACUCAAUUGAUCCCAUCUGAUAUGAUAUUCGAUGCACAAAGUGCUGUACCAUGUUUUGUUUCUGAAGAUGGUUCAUCAAAAAUCAGUAAAGAUGAUGAAGUUAGAUUACAAAUUAAAGGUACUCGUGUUGAUGCUACCGAAAUUUUUGCAAUUGGUUCAAUCAGAGAAGAUUAUUUAGGUGUCAUUGGUUAA